AUGUGUUUCCCAAGCUUCUCUUUCGUUGUCUUCCUUUGUUUCAUUCUUUUCUCAUUGCCUGCUUUUGCCAUCAAAAAGUCUUAUAUAGUGUACUUGGGAUCGCAUGAUCAUGGCCGUCAAGUUACAACAGCUGAUCUUCAUCGUGUAACUCAUUCUCAUCAUCAGUUACUUUCAUCCUUUUUAGGAAGUACUGAGAAAGCCAAAGAUGCAAUAUUUUAUUCAUACGAUAGGCAUAUUAAUGGCUUUGCCGCCAACCUUGAAGAGGAGGAGGCAGCCGAGAUUGCAAAGCACCCAGAUGUGGUGUCAGUUUUCCCAAACAAAGCAAAAAAAUUACACACAACUCACUCAUGGGAUUUUAUGUCACUCGAAAACAAUGGCGUCGUCCACCCCAGUUCUAUUUGGGAGAAAGCCAAAUAUGGUGAAGAUGUCAUCAUAGCAAACCUUGAUACUGGUGUUUGGCCUGAAGCAGAAAGCUUUAAUGACGAAGGUUAUGGACCCAUUCCCUCUAGAUGGAAAGGAAAAUGUAACCCCAGAGAUGGGGUUACUUGCAACAGGAAGCUGAUAGGAGCAAGGUACUUCAACAAAGGUUAUGAUGCAUUUGCAGGAAAAUCCGCGCAUUAUAAUGUGUCUGCACGUGAUUAUGUUGGGCAUGGGAGUCACACUCUAUCAACAGCAGGUGGCAACUUUGUUCCAGGAGCAAGUGUGUUUGGGUUUGGCAAUGGAACUGCCAAGGGUGGUUCUCCUAGGGCUAGAGUUGCCGCUUACAAGGUCUGCUGGCCUCCAGUUAAUGGCAGUGAAUGUUUUGAUGCUGAUAUCCUUAAAGGUUUUGAUCAUGCCAUACAUGAUGGAGUCGAUGUUAUUUCUGUCUCACUUGGAGGGGCUGCAUCCGAUUACUUUUAUGAUGGAAUUUCAAUCGGUUCAUUUCAUGCUAUUAAGAACGGCAUUACUGUUGUUUGUUCUGGUGGAAAUUCUGGACCAUAUCUUGGAACUGUCUCAAAUCUUUCACCAUGGUUGCUCACUGUGGGUGCUAGUACCUUGGACAGAGAAUUCCAGACUUAUGUUGAACUCCGUAAUGGAAACCGCUUCAAAGGAUCAAGCCUUGCUCCAGCUCUUCCUGGUGAUGGAUUCUAUCCACUUAUUUCUGGAGCCCAAGCUAAAGCUGCCCAUGCAUCUGCUUCCGAUGCCUUACUCUGCAAGAAUAAAACUCUGGAUCCUGAAAAGGUGAAGGGUAAAAUUGUGGCAUGUGUUAGGGGUGAUAAUGCAAGAGUGGAGAAGGGUGGACAAGUAUUGGAGGCUGGUGGAGCUGGGAUGAUCCUUUGCAAUGAUAAGGCCAGCGGUAACGAAAUUCUUUAUACACCACUUUUUGCAAGAUGGUGUUUCCUUUGA
Pistacia vera is the source of this 1386-nucleotide messenger RNA. Its product is annotated as subtilisin-like protease SBT5.4. The coding region runs from base 1 to 1386 and encodes 461 amino acids. The transcript is spliced from 8 exons. The record is from RefSeq and is a predicted model, not a curated record. Lineage: Eukaryota; Viridiplantae; Streptophyta; Magnoliopsida; Sapindales; Anacardiaceae. Gene Ontology annotation, biological process: proteolysis. Gene Ontology annotation, molecular function: serine-type endopeptidase activity.